Molecule: messenger RNA, 319 nt
Organism: Moneuplotes crassus
Lineage: Eukaryota; Ciliophora; Spirotrichea; Euplotida; Euplotidae
Source: the annotation of a GenBank genome assembly
AUUGAAUAAUGGAAAUGAAGAUGCAAUACUCCAAAGCGACAGAGCCUCAACAAAAAGUUCUUGAAUAUAUAGACAGUCAAACUCAGGGUACUACCUUGAAGACUUUGGACGAAUUCAUCACUCUAUCAAGAACAAAAUGAACGGAUUACUGCUACGAGAGUAUUAUCAAUGAAAGCAGGGAGGAGCUAUCCAAAGAAUCCAGGACUGCACUUGAGAAGCAAUGUGUAAAGACUUGUAUCAGAAAGUAUACCAAUGUGAGAGAUUUAUACAAGGAAUUUUAGACACCAUAAUUAUUCCCAGCCAUAAAUUCAAUUCAUAA